Messenger RNA from Musa acuminata subsp. malaccensis (wild Malaysian banana), 2149 nucleotides. Its product is annotated as importin subunit alpha-1b. Gene Ontology annotation, molecular function: nuclear import signal receptor activity; protein binding. NCBI's taxonomy places the organism in Eukaryota, Viridiplantae, Streptophyta, Magnoliopsida, Zingiberales, Musaceae. Gene Ontology annotation, biological process: NLS-bearing protein import into nucleus. Gene Ontology annotation, cellular component: cytoplasm; nucleus. The record is from RefSeq and is a predicted model, not a curated record.
AUCUAGAAGCAUAGUCUACGCCAAUCUUCCGUUGGAGUUGGCGUGCCGUAGUCCCCGGUCUCGUCAUCCUUCGCUCCUAUAAAUGGCUCCAUCCGAUCCCUUCCUGCUUUCAUUAUUGUCGUUGGAGUCGGUGCCUGCGGCGGGCAGAGAUGUCUCUGAGGCCGAGCGAGCGGGUGGAGGUCCGGCGAAACAGGUACAAGGUCGCCGUCGAUGCGGAGGAGGGACGACGGCGGAGAGAGGACAACAUGGUGGAGAUCCGCAAGAACCGUCGGGAGGAAAGCCUCCAGAAGAAGCGGCGAGAGGGGAUGCAGGCGCAGCCAUUUCCGCAGCCGAUCCACGCCUCCGCCGUCGAGAAGAAGUUAGAAAGCCUUCCGGCUAUGGUGUCGGGUGUUUAUUCGGAUGAUAGAACUCUGCAGUUGGAGGCAACCACACAAUUCCGUAAAUUGCUUUCUAUAGAAAGAAACCCUCCAAUCGAGGAGGUUAUUCAAUCAGGGGUGGUUCCUCGAUUUGUGGAAUUCCUUACUAGGGAGGAUUAUCCGCAACUUCAGUUUGAAGCUGCUUGGGCCCUCACCAACAUUGCCUCAGGUACCUCAGAGCACACUAAAGUUGUGAUAGAUCAUGGGGCCGUUCCAAUUUUUGUGAAGCUUCUCAGUUCCCCUAGUGAUGAUGUCAGGGAGCAGGCAGUGUGGGCUUUAGGGAAUGUUGCUGGUGACUCUCCAAGAUGUCGAGAUCUUGUCCUUGCUAGUGGCGCAUUGAUCCCCCUUCUGCUGCAGCUAAAUGAGCAUUCCAAGCUAUCCAUGUUGAGGAAUGCCACUUGGACCCUCUCAAAUUUCUGCAGGGGCAAGCCACAACCAGCAUUUGAGCAGGUUAAGCCUGCUCUUCCAGCACUCGAGCGGCUUAUUCAUUCAAAUGAUGAGGAAGUUCUAACUGAUGCAUGCUGGGCGCUUUCAUAUUUGUCAGAUGGUACCAAUGACAAAAUACAAGCUGUGAUUGAAGCAGGUGUUUGUGCUCGCCUUGUUGAGCUUCUUAUGCAUCCUUCACCUUCUGUGCUUAUUCCAGCCCUUCGUACUGUUGGUAAUAUUGUCACUGGAGAUGAUAUGCAAACACAGUAUGUAAUAGAUCACCAAGCACUUCCUUGUCUGUUGAACCUCUUGACCCACAAUCAUAAGAAAAGCAUCAAGAAGGAAGCUUGCUGGACCAUCUCAAAUAUCACAGCUGGAAACAAGGAACAAAUUCAGGCUGUGAUUGCUGCUGGCAUCAUCGGUCCUUUAGUGCAUCUGCUGCAGACUGCAGAAUUCGAGAUAAAGAAAGAAGCUGCAUGGGCCAUUUCAAAUGCUACUUCCGGUGGUGCACAUGAACAAAUAAAGUAUCUAGUUUCCCAGGGCUGCAUCAAGCCCCUGUGUGACCUCCUUCUCUGCCCUGAUCCAAGGAUCAUUACCGUGUGUCUGGAAGGGCUUGAGAAUAUCCUGAAGGUCGGUGAGGCAGAGAAGAACCUCGGAGUUCCUGGAGGCACUAAUCCAUAUGCCCAGCUGAUUGAGGACGCCGAGGGCUUAGAUAAAAUUGAGAAUUUUCAGAGCCAUGACAACACUGAGAUAUAUGAGAAAUCUGUUAAGAUUCUUGAAACAUAUUGGUUGGAAGAGGAAGAUGAUGCAAUGCCAGGUGAUACUACUCAAACAGGAUUCGACUUUGGCAACAAUGACCAGUCAGUUCCUUCUGGUGGAUUCAACUUUGGCUGAAAGGGUCUCCUAUGAGGAAUGAGUGAAGGACUGUGCCCGGCUCGGGGCUAUGGUUUUGCUUAAAAGUCAGUUUGUGCGAAGUGGCUACGUUGUUAGUUGGGUCCCGUUGGUCAAAUCAGGCGUCCAUGGAGGGACCGACAGUCGAGUUUACUUAAGAUGCCAUGUUUUGGUUCUCUGCAGAUUUAUAUGAUUUCUUGCUGUCAGUUUAUGUAUGUCAGGGAGGAAGACAUGAUUUUGCAUUUCAGAGGUUUUUUUUCUAAUAUCUCAUUUCAGUUUAUUUAUAAGGAUGCCAUUUCUUGCUUCCUGUAUGGUGUGAGACCAUGUUUUUCUUUUUUGAGUUCAGUGAAGUUUGUUCUUGGUUAGUCAGCAUGAAUUAAUGCAAUCGAUUGGCUGCUGGAUUUUUAGAUUGUGUU